AUGCUUUCCAAGGCUAACUGUGUCACUCGCUUUUCAAGCCUCUGCUUGCUCUGGCCCAAGCCCUUCGUUCAAGAGCCUGUCGAGAUAUCCCAUACGGACCGGAAACGGGAAACCAUAUCAUGGUCAGCAGCGGGCCUCAUAGGCUUGUCGGCCGCUGGGUUUGCAGUCCAGAUUGUCGUCGUACCAAGAACACCAUGGGCUAUAGCUGCUGCUGUGCUAUGGGCUGUGGCGGCACUAUACCUUGCGGCGGUGCGCCCGACGACGGUAUCGAUACCGCUGCUCCUUGCUUUCGUCGGCAUUGCCGCUGGGGGAGUGAGCUCGUUCGCCUUCCACCCUUCUGAUGACCUGUCCGGGCAAUCAGUGAUUCUCGGCGGUGUGAGUACAUUCUUGGCCAUACUGGCUUUAGUAGUCGUGAUCAACAUGCCUCUUCGAGACCCCGCGUCAAUUCCAGCGGACGUCAGCCGACCUUUUACAACACCCAGCAACGCAUUUCGCUCCCCGGAAGACAAUUUGACGCUCUUCCAAUGGAUGACUGUUUCUUGGCUCAGCCCCUUGAUCAAGAUUGGCAAUCAAAGGCAGCUACAUGAUGAGGACGUCUGGCUGCUCGGUUUUGAAUUCCAGCAUCGGCACCUGCACAAUGCAUUCCGCGAACUCAGGGGCACUCUCGUCAGACGCCUCUUGGUCGCAAACUGGAUUGAUCUCGUCCUUCUCACCAUUCUCGCCAUCUUCGAGUUGGUGGCGAACUACUCCGUUCCAGUCAUCCUGCAAAAGUUGCUCCAGGCCAUGGAGAAGACUCAUAUCAGCAGACGACCUGCAGUCACGUUUGCGCUGCUGAUCCUCAUGGUCAGGCUUGUCGCCGCCCAGAGUGCAGUCUUCAGCCUCUGGUUUGGCCGACGUUGCUAUGAACGUGCAAGAGGCGAAAUGAUCACCAUGCUAUACGAAAAGACCCUGAACAGGAAGAUUUUGGGCAGCCGUGACCCAGAAACCACAAAAGGUGCCGGUUUGGCCAACCGCCAUACAGCAGACAGGCCAGAUCCCAGCGAUAUAGGGCCCCUCCCUCCGACUGAAGAGCCCUUGGACGACUACAGCCAAAAGUCGCCCGCUAUCACGGGACGAGGCCGAAAGUUGCUCCAGCGAGUGCGAUCAUUAUUCAGGUCCAAGAAGGGCCACGCCGUCGAAGAGAAAUCCCCUGCAUCCAUGGGCAAGAUUUUGAACUUGAUGCGCAACGACGUUUAUCAGGUUGCUCAGCGAUUUUGGGAGUUUCAGACACUAAUCAACAAGCCGUUAGGUCUGGUCCUGUCUGUCGUUCUUACCUGGCGUAUGCUUGGGUGGUCAUGCCUGGUCGGAAUGGCAGUGGUAUUUAUCGCCCAGCUCUUCAACUACGUCCUUGCCCGCAUACUGAUCAGCUGGGAAAAGGAGCGCAGGAAGGCGACCGACGUCAAACUACAGCGGAUAUCACAGUACGUUGAAGCUAUCAGGCAUUUGAGAUGGUAUGGCUGGCACCUCAGAUGGCUUGAAGAUGUCAUGACGGCGCGACAACGAGAGGUCGGUUUGAGAAUUGUCACCUACCUCUGGAACUGUGCCAUCCGGUUCGUCAACUCCCUCGCCAGCGGAUUGCUGCCGGUGGCGUCCUUUUUUGCCUACACCGCCCUGGCAGGCCACCAGCUACGGGUCGAUAUCGCCUUCCCUGCAUUGCAACUGUUUGCGCUGAUGCAGACAAACAUUCGAGAACUGCCGGCCUUGAUAACCGUCUUGCUUGAAGCAUCCGUGGCGGUGGGACGCAUUGAGGGCUUCAUCUCCGAGCCGGAAAGAUCCGAUGAGUCGGAAGUCACUGGAGUCACCGACGACCGACUGGAAGUGCGUAACGCCACAUUCUCAUGGCCAGGUCUGUCUCGCCCGGUCCUUCAGCAUCUGAACCUCUCCUUUCCCCAAGGCUUGACUGUGGUGUACGGCCCGGUCGCAGCGGGCAAGACCGCGUUGCUUCAAGCAUUGUUGGGGGAGCUCGAUCUUCUUGACGGCCAAUUGUUCAAACCACAUGUGCCAGUUGGAUACUGUGCCCAGACGCCGUGGCUUCAGAGUAUGAGUAUUCGGGAAAACAUUCUCUUCAAUUCACCAUACGAGGAAGCUCGGUACAAAAAGACGCUCGAGGCAUGCGCUCUUCUCCCAGAUCUGGCCAGCUUCAAACACGGUGACCUCUCACACAUUGGAGAAGACGGUAUCGGGUUGUCAGGAGGCCAAAGAGCCAGAGUUGCUCUCGCACGCGCAGUCUACAGUCGAACGCAAAUUCUGCUGUUGGAUGACCCUGUGAGUGCACUGGAUCAGCAGACUGCGGAGUGGAUAGUCACAAAGUGCCUGGUUGGCAGUCUGAUGAACGGGCGCACCGUGGUCCUCGUUACACAUCGCAUCGACCUCUGUCAACAUGUUGCCGCGCAGUUUGUUGAAAUAUCGCACGGUACAGCAACAUUACACCGGCCCGACGAAAAUCUCGCCUGUUCCACCCCUGCGACUGUAGUCGAAACGGGGAAGCUUGCUUCAGAUGACGGCCGUGAUCCAGAUGUCGAUGAAGCCGCGGCUGUUCCCGAUAAGUUUGUGGAAGAUGAACACAGAGUGCACGGCGGAGUGCAGUGGGCUGUGUACUGGGAGUAUAUCAAAGCGGGCAGGCUGACCGGGUGGUUCAUGGUCGUUUUGACCGCCAUUCUAUGCCGCAUCACAUAUGUGCUUGAAAGCUGGUUUCUGAAGGAGUGGAGUGAGGCGUACAAUUCGGCCGCAGUCCAUGUCCUCAGUCUGCAGUCGUCGGACCCUGGGAUCCAUUUGCUCAAAAGUCCCAUCGCCGGCUUCUUCGACAAAUUUCCGAACCCGGCAACCAACGUGCAACCAUGGCUACUGGGGUUGCUGGUCAUCGUGGUCUCUGAAACGCUGGCCCUGUUCCUCUCGCAAGUGUCCAUGCUCGUGGUCACCUACACCGCAGCCGUUCGGAUCUUCAAAGACAUCAUGGAUCGAAUCAGCGGCACGACCUUUCACUACUAUGAUGUGACGCCAGUGGGCAGACUCAUGAACCGCCUGACCUCCGAUGUCGGCACGGUGGAUAGCAACAUUGCGGAUCAGUUCUUGGUUGUCAUAUGGUAUAGCAUCGCGUGGCUGUCCUCCAUGGUUGUCAUCGCCAGUGUCACGCCGGUGUUUCUGGUCUUUGCAAUCGCCUUGACCCUCGCGUUUGUGAUGAUCUUCUUACGUUUCAUCCCUACAUCCCAAAGCUUGCGACGCCUUGAAAUGGUGUCCCUCAGCCCUCUCAUGUCGAACUUUGGGGCGCUCUUGAAUGGGCUGAUGACGGUCAGGGCCUUCUGUGCCCAGCCGCAAUUUCAGGAACGGAACAUCCAGGUCACAGAUGCUUUCCAGAAGAUGGACCACUUCUAUUGGAGUCUGCAGGCGUGGCUCAUGUAUAGGUUUGACGCCCUGUCGGCGGCCUCGACCUUUCUCCUAACCGUACUCGCUGUCUUCUCGGGCUUGUCGGCUGGUCUGACCGCUUUUGUCCUCGUUGCGGCGAACAAAUUUGUCCAAUCGACUCAUGCGAUCUGCAAACAAUACGGUCAGCUGCAGCUUGACUUUGUCAGUGUAGAGCGGGUGGUUGAGCUCCUCCAUCUGGAACAAGAGGACCCUGGCUUCAUCAAGCCUCCGGCUGCUUGGCCAAGAUAUGGCGGCGAUGUCGUGUUUGAGAAAGUCACCAUCCGAUACCAACCUCAUCUCGAACCAGCUCUUUCGGAGGUUUCUCUGCGCCUCAAGGGCGGCACCACCAACGCCAUCAUUGGCAGAACUGGCUCGGGCAAGUCAACGCUGGCCUUGGCCUUAUUGACAACGAUUCCUCUUGAUUCCGGCCGUAUCUUGAUCGACGGCAUUGACAUUGCGAAAGUUGACAAGCAAACUCUGCGGACGCGAAUCACCUUCCUCGCCCAAGACCCGAUUCUCUUCCCAGGAUCACUACGACAUAACCUUGACCCGAUGGAAGAGCACUCGGACUACGCUUGCGAAGGCGUUCUUUCGAGAGUUUGCGGGAAAUAUGGAUGGACUCUGGAAACCGCAAUUGACAAUGGAGGGCGCAACCUGAGUCAAGGACAACGGCAGCUUGUCGGACUUGCUCGUGCGAUCCUGCGACGAAGCGCAGUUGUGAUCAUGGACGAGGCAACAGCUAGCAUCGACCUUGACACCGCAAGUGAGAUUCAAAGAGUUCUGAAGGAAGAGCUGCAAGAAAGUACUAUCAUAACCAUUGCACAUCGCGCCGCAGCUGUGGAAGGUGCCGAUGUUUGUGUUGUCCUGUCGGCUGGGCGGCUCGUGAAACAAAACCAGGUCAAAUUGGAGUCUCAGAGUAGACCAAGAUAG
This is a messenger RNA of Capronia epimyces CBS 606.96, 4371 nucleotides long. RefSeq names its product ATPase. Bases 1 to 4371 code for a protein of 1456 amino acids. Gene Ontology annotation, molecular function: ABC-type peptide transporter activity; ATP hydrolysis activity; ATP binding. The transcript has a single exon. Gene Ontology annotation, biological process: transmembrane transport. Lineage: Eukaryota; Fungi; Ascomycota; Eurotiomycetes; Chaetothyriales; Herpotrichiellaceae. Gene Ontology annotation, cellular component: membrane; fungal-type vacuole. The record is from RefSeq and is a predicted model, not a curated record.